Messenger RNA from Aspergillus vadensis CBS 113365, 571 nucleotides. RefSeq lists its product as uncharacterized. The transcript has 2 exons. Lineage: Eukaryota; Fungi; Ascomycota; Eurotiomycetes; Eurotiales; Aspergillaceae. The coding region runs from base 275 to 526 and encodes 83 amino acids. The record is from RefSeq and is a predicted model, not a curated record.
CAGUGAUUCGUCAUCCGCUUAACUUCAGCCUGUCCACGGGCCACACGCUGAGAUACGAACCAGGAACGGCGGCACAUUUUCUGAGACCGAAAGCCGAAACCAUACCUAAUACGGACAAAAAUCCAGUGUUGUAGUGGGACCAUGGGAAGAAAAAGAUAGGGGUUCCAUAGAUUAUAGCUAUGGGCUCCAUAAAUUUUUUUCUCUUGCCUUUCUCUUUCCCUUCUUUUCACGUCUAGACCUUUGUUGGAUGGAGCCCUGACUGGGUCCUGCAAAAAUGAGAGAGACAAGACAGAAGUAUGUGACAGCUCUGCAGCAGGUCAAGUCUCUGACACUCACCUCCUAUCUGGUACUAGAUAACGUGGUCGUAGACAACUCAUGCCGGAGAAUAAAUACAAGGCAGACUAGUUUGACAAACAAAACAAAAAGUUUAUUAUCUAAGAACUUAUCCGCCCGCUACAUGAUAGUCCGUGACGAGAACCGCAUUAGCAGCAGAGCAGAGCAAACAGACCCCGUUACCACCAAAUGAUUGAAGAAAUUUCCAACAUCCACCAAUCAACCCACAAGGCAAGAU